GCGCCACCUGCGUCUAUGCACGAUAUGUACCCGAUUCAGUCCACAGCCGGUAGUCGACAGCAUGCGGGUCAGCUGACUGCAGACUUACAGGAUGAAGUCGCUCGGUACACACGUCAAGUGUCCAGUGCACCUCUUCUGCAGCGUGACCAACAUGUGUCAUGGUUGAGACGACUCGAGGACAAGCUACGCGGGAUCUACUCGGCUAUCACGUGCAGCCGUAGGUCCGACGUCGUUCAGCACCACCUCCUUCCACCGCGACCCUCCACACAGCAGCAGCGACGGCCACAUCUCACACCGACCGUGACACCCAGACCACCGCCUCCUGGCCGGGCAGGAGGUUCGUCGUGGCAGCAGCACACUCCUUCCGUCGACGACUAUCAGUACCAGCAACACGGAUCACGGCCUCGUCUCACGCCGACGGCGACACCCAGACCACCACCUCCUGACCAGGCAGGAGGUUCGUCGUGGCAGCAGCAUCACACUCCUUCCUUCGACGACUUGCAGUACUAUCAGCAGCAAGCUGCUUUCGACCAGUGGCAGCAGCAGCAAGCCCCUUUCAUGGGAGGAGCAGGAUACACACAGGGAUACACGCAGCACACUGCGUCCAAUCCUUCAUGGGGAGCUAGUGAUCAGGAUCCUGAGCACAUGGAGUAUUACAGCACACAGCAGAACUAUGUCGGUAUGCAGACUCCUCCACCAGAGCCCACACAGGAGACACAGUACGACCCCGAGUCCGGUUCCUGGAUCCCUGCUCGCAUAACCAGGGCUCCGGACAGGUUCGGUUGGACACCCCGUGCUACGCCGCCCCCACGAAACCCUAGACGCCGUCCAUAAUCUCAGAUAUUUAUGUAUGCUAUGUAUCAGAUAUUUAUGUAUGCAUUAUGUAUCAGACUUUAUGUAUGAACUAUUUAUGUAUGAACUAUGUAUCAGUACUCUCCUAACCCUAAGCGUGUCGUGCGAAUGAAGAAAAUAAAUCCAUACAACUAAUCGGGUAGUAGCAAGCCAAUUGGU
Molecule: messenger RNA, 1011 nt
Organism: Lolium perenne
Lineage: Eukaryota; Viridiplantae; Streptophyta; Magnoliopsida; Poales; Poaceae
Source: RefSeq, a predicted model, not a curated record